Messenger RNA from Vigna umbellata (rice bean), 635 nucleotides. RefSeq names its product transcription factor BIG PETAL P (BPE) (gene BPEP). Gene Ontology annotation, cellular component: nucleus. NCBI's taxonomy places the organism in Eukaryota, Viridiplantae, Streptophyta, Magnoliopsida, Fabales, Fabaceae. Gene Ontology annotation, molecular function: DNA-binding transcription factor activity; protein dimerization activity. The record is from RefSeq and is a predicted model, not a curated record. Gene Ontology annotation, biological process: regulation of DNA-templated transcription.
CCACAGCGCGCACCAUUCUCCACUGUCCAAGGAGAUCAAGCACCAAAGCCAAGACCUUUCUCUCUCUCUCUCUCUCUCUCUCUCUCUCUUCAUCUUUCUCUUUCUCUCACUUUUUUUGUUGUUGUUGCGGUUUGGUUAUUCCAUCGGUGUGUGCGGUUCGGGUUUUCAUUAUGGAUCCGGGUGGGAUGAUGAACGAGGGUUCCUUUGCGAAUAAUGGGAGCGGCAAUACGGCGCCGUAUAGCUUGGCGGAGAUCUGGCAGUUUCCCCAAGCGAUUAAUGGCGGCGGAGGAUUGGGUCUCCGGAGCCCGCAGUUCGAACAUGGGCCGGGGCAGUUUGGGGAUUUGCCUCCCAGGCCCAACAAUGGGCUUGGGACGAGUAACACCAGAAAGCGGCGAGACUCAGAGGACGAUUCAGCUAAGACCGUGUCCACCAGCAAUGCCGUGAAUGAGGGUGAUGGAAAACGUGUUAAAGCAACGGCAAAUGGUGAUGGUAAUGGUAAAGGUGAAGGAGAAGUCAGUUCAGGAAAGCCUGCGGAGCAAAGCGCAAAGCCUCCAUUGGAACCUCCCAAGCAAGAUUACAUUCACGUCCGAGCCAGAAGGGGUCAAGCCACUGAUAGCCACAGUCUUGCAGAANCU